Molecule: messenger RNA, 321 nt
Organism: Monoraphidium neglectum
Lineage: Eukaryota; Viridiplantae; Chlorophyta; Chlorophyceae; Sphaeropleales; Selenastraceae
Exons: 3
Source: RefSeq, a predicted model, not a curated record
AUGGCUAUCUCCAGGGCUUUCGGCCUGGCCGCGGCCGUGCUGCUGCUGGCGGCUGUGGCGACAGCUGCGCCCACCGCCGAGGUCGACGAGAAGGCGACCAUCGAGGCCGCCAAGGCCAAGGACCACAAGUCCGAGGUCAAGUGCAUCGCCAAGCAGGAGGUGCCCCUCUUCGCCCCCGGCUCCGGCGCGCUCUACUGCCCCCAGGGCGAGAACAACAGCACCGGCUGCCAGCUGAUGUCCAACGGCGUUGACAACGUGCUGCGCCACGCGGGCUCCAACCUGCAGCAGAAGGUCAAGUUCGACUGCUACAAGCACAUCAUG